GGCGGGCGGCAGGGGGCGCCGGCGGGCGCGCGGGGGCGGUGCUCGGAGCGGCCGGGGCCGUGGCGUGGCGGCGGGAGCGGCUCAGCGCCGGCCCCGGGAGCGGCGCGGCGGGGCAGGCACCACUGAUAUAGGAAGAUGAAACCAUGAAGAGACAGCAGAACGAAUAAUAAUGCUUUUCCGAAACCGUUUUCUGUUCUUGCUGGCUUUGGCAGCCUUGUUAGCCUUUCUGAGCCUCAGUCUACAGUUCUUGCAUUUAAUCCCAGUAAACCCUGUCCGAGAAGAUGGGUUGAAUCCUAAGAGCCGAAAGAGAAUAAUGCCUGAUUUGCUGACUGAGCCUCCUGCGAUAGAUCCCGUUUAUGAAGCUUAUGUUUACUGCAAUAUCCCAAACAUUGCUGAGCGCAGCAUGGAAGGUCAUGCACCUCAUUAUUUUAAGCUAGUGUCAGUUCAAGUGUUGAUUCGUCAUGGCGAUAGGUAUCCACUGUAUGCCAUUCCCAAGACAAAGAGACCGGAUAUUGACUGUACAUUACUGCCUAACAGGAAACCUUCUCAUCCUCAGCUCGAAGCUUUCAUUAAACAUAUGUCCAAAGGGUCUGCAGCUCAAAUGGAUGGUGCCCUGAGCAACCUGCCUCGUUACCCUAGCCAUUCCUUGUGCGAAAUGGGAGAGCUUACACAGACAGGGGUUGUACAGCACUUACGAAACGGCCAGCUCUUACGAGAAAUUUAUAUAAACAAGCAUAAACUGCUUUUGAGCAACUGGACAGCAAAACAGCUCUAUUUGGAGACAACAGGAAAAAGUCGGACCCUGCAGAGUGCGUUGGCGCUGCUUUACACUCUUUUGCCAGAUUUUGACUGGAAGAAAAUUAACAUGAGGCAUCAGUGGAGCACCAUCUUUUGCUCUGGAAGCUGCGAUUGUCCUAUGCGAAACCACUACCUAGAAGAGGAACAGCGCAGACAGUACAGUUUACGGGUGAAAAACAAUGAUUUGGAGAAAAUAUAUGUGGAAAUGGCAAAGAUUGUAGGCGUUCCCACCAGGCAGCUGAGAGCUUCUAACCCAAUAGAUUCUCUCUUGUGUUAUUUUUGCCAUAAUGUCAGUUUUCCGUGUACCCAAACAGGAUGCAUUGGUAUGGAACACUUCAAAGUGAUCAAAAGACAUCAGUUGGAAGAUGAGAGAGAAAGACAGGAAAAGAAACUUUAUUUCUUAUAUGCACUAUUGGCUACUCAUCCUCUCCUCAACCAGACUGUUAAUCGGCUGCAGCGUAUUGCAGAAGGCAAGAAAGAAGAAGUAUUUGUUCUUUACUCUGCACAUGAUGUCACAUUGUCACCUGUCCUUAGUGCCUUGGGCAUUACAGAGGCUAGAUUUCCAAGAUUUGCUGCCAGAUUAGUUUUUGAGCUGUGGCAGGAUGGGAAGAGACCCAAAGAACACUUCAUCCGCAUCCUCUAUAAUGGCGCUGAUGUCACUUUCCAGACCUCAUUUUGCAAGGAUUAUUUUAAACAUUCCAGCAAGCCAAUGUGCCCACUAGAAAAAUUUGUUAACUUUGUGAAGAGAGACAUGUUCUUAGUUUUUAACAGCACUAGCUAUUAUGAUGCAUGUCGUAGAAGACCACUGUAGGGGUGGAAAGUGAGAAGGAAGCAAUGUCAAUUCACGUAUUGGUGAAAAUCUGUAUUCUGGUUGAGGCACAGUUCAGCUUUGUUAUUUCUUGUAUGUGUAAGUACAAGAGGAUAUUGCUGGAAACAUUCUCCAAAUAUUUUUGUUCAGACUGCAGAUCGUUUCCGGUAGAAGAAUGAAUAGUGAGGGAGCAUUGUGCAUAUGUGUGUGCUCAGAAAUGCUGUGUUAGCUGUAAUGAAAUGAUACAUAGCACAGGGUACUGUAACCUCGAUGUCCCUGGAUAGAGUGAGAGCACAGACUUUGUUUCUCUGUGUUCCAGAGCAGUCCUUGAAUACCAUAAGCUUAAAACCCAAAGCUAUUUUUUUUUCACUGCCAUUUCAGUCUUUUGAAAUAGUUUGUAUCACGGUAUUUCUGAGUUCUGCAUUAAACCAUUUGCAGGGAUUUCUUGAAGUUCCUUACUCAAAAAGAAGCAUUUUAAUAUUUAGGAGCAGGUCUUUAAAGCAAAGCGGGUGUGUGUAUUUGUGCACACUCACCUGUGCAUGUCUAAAUGACCAUGUGCCUUUUAGACCUCACAGACCUAGAAAUACGUGGCUGCUGUCACCAGUGACAGAGAAAAGUGUACUGGAAAAUGGAUACAAAACUCUGUUCUUCGAUCGCACUUUCAGCACUUUGAGUAGUUCAAACACAGUCUGGAAAUAUGUAAAGGUCUUGUGACAUUAAAAUAGAUAGCAAACACUAACAUUACCGAUACACCUGUGUGGGAAAUUAGGAUUAGAAAUCAGUUUUGUGGUGAAGUGUUGGGCUUUUUCCUGUUGUGAACACAUUCAAGCUGCUGUGCUAUGAAACAAAUCAGUGUUUUAGGAAUUUGUUACAGUGACUGCUUGAGACAGUUCGACUAAACAAUAGUAGAAUUUUGUAGUUGAGUUAGUAUUUUUAUGGACUAGGAAGCUCUUGUUUUGUAAGAUCAGACCUGUACAUAUCGUACUGUGUAUAUUUAUAACACAGCAGAUCUUUCUUACUUAUUUAGUUUGUAAAGACUUGUGAAACUGACUUUUAGACAUUUUUUCCCCCUUGAUCAGGAUGUUUAGACUUAGGAAUAAACUGUCUUUUAUGGGUAACUUGAGCAAUGAGUAGAUACAAAAACUUAACUGCGUUCAUCUCUUUAGGAGUAGUAAACUAAGAACCAAUUUUUAAUAGAGCUCAUAGGAAUUUUGUAAUGGUGGAGGGUUUUUACGCCUCUAGAAGUAUUUUAGUCAUUGUGAUUCAAUGGUGCUAGUUUAUCAAAGAAAACUCAGCAUAAGUUCUCUAUUGGCAUUCCACUCUGUUUUCAAUGCUGCAAUUGAACAUGUUUCUUGAAAUAAAAGUUU
Messenger RNA from Cuculus canorus (common cuckoo), 2973 nucleotides. RefSeq names its product 2-phosphoxylose phosphatase 1 (gene PXYLP1). NCBI's taxonomy places the organism in Eukaryota, Metazoa, Chordata, Aves, Cuculiformes, Cuculidae. The record is from RefSeq and is a predicted model, not a curated record. The transcript is spliced from 6 exons. Gene Ontology annotation, molecular function: phosphatase activity. Gene Ontology annotation, cellular component: Golgi apparatus. Gene Ontology annotation, biological process: chondroitin sulfate proteoglycan biosynthetic process; dephosphorylation; glycosaminoglycan biosynthetic process. The coding region runs from base 170 to 1609 and encodes 479 amino acids.